AUGACGGGGUACAUCUCUCGAUGGGAUCGCGAAGGUCUACUCAAAGAGCCACAACCGAGGCCAGUCAUACCAAUACCUCUGGUGUAUCAGAACGGGGGUAACGCUGGGGUAAACUACGCACCUACAUGGGUAGCAUGCGCACCCAGUACAUCGGUGGUGACGGUGCCUCUGUACAAUACCAACUACCUCCUUCCGCCGCCUCCGCCUCCGCCUCCGGGCUACCGGGCUACGCAUAGUGUUAUAUACACGCCCGUCACUACAACCACGGCCAUCCCAUCCUCUCCGUGGGUCUACCAUACCACGUACCAGCCUUCGCCAUCUUGGGUCUGCGGGGCAUGGAGAUGGUAA
Pleurotus ostreatus (oyster mushroom) is the source of this 348-nucleotide messenger RNA. RefSeq lists its product as uncharacterized. The record is from RefSeq and is a predicted model, not a curated record. The transcript has 2 exons. The coding region runs from base 1 to 348 and encodes 115 amino acids. Lineage: Eukaryota; Fungi; Basidiomycota; Agaricomycetes; Agaricales; Pleurotaceae.